AUGGAUUCCCAGAAGUUCGCCCUGCAUGAAGCUGCGAGAGAAGGCAGAGACCAGGUGGUUGAGUCAUUGCUCAAUGCCAAUCCCAAGUCUGCACUCGUCAAAGAUGAUGAUGAUCGCCUCCCAAUCCACUGGGCUACAGCGUACAACCGACUCCAGAUAGUGGAGUUGCUAAUGGGUGCCAAGGGAUUCGAUCCCGACGUAGAAGAUGGUUCGGGUUGGACCCCUCUUAUGAUUGCAGCCAGCUUGAAAGGUGCCGCAGGUGAUGCGAUUAUCGAAAGGCUCCUGCGAAAAGGCGCUGAUGUAUCAAUCAAAAGCAACUCAGGACAGAAUGCCCUUCACUUCGCCAGUUCCAAGUCUAACACUUCUACUGUUCGCACAUUGAUUGCCAACAAAUGCAGCGCCAGAGUGAAGGAUAAGCGUGGCCAGUUACCCCUGCACAGAGCAGCAGCUGUCGGUUCCGUUCCUAUCUUGAAGAUCCUUUUAGAGGAGGGUAAGAGUCCGGUCAACGCAACGGAUGGCGACGGAUUUACAGCACUUCACCAUGCUAUCUCUGAGGGACAUGGAGAUGCGGCAAUCCUGUUGUUGAAGUCUGGAGCAGAGCCAGAGAAGCGAGAUAGCGAUGGGAGACUGGCAAUCGAGCUAGUUCCUGAUGAAAAAGUCAAGCAAUACAUUCUACAAACAGCAGAGCGCGAAGGAAUUGAACUACCUUGA
Molecule: messenger RNA, 711 nt
Organism: Penicillium canescens
Lineage: Eukaryota; Fungi; Ascomycota; Eurotiomycetes; Eurotiales; Aspergillaceae
Product: ankyrin repeat domain-containing protein
Exons: 6
Coding region: 1-711 (236 amino acids)
Cellular component (GO): nucleus; cytoplasm
Molecular function (GO): protein binding
Source: RefSeq, a predicted model, not a curated record